Messenger RNA from Paramecium sonneborni, 484 nucleotides. The record is from the annotation of a GenBank genome assembly. Lineage: Eukaryota; Ciliophora; Oligohymenophorea; Peniculida; Parameciidae.
AGAAAAACAAAUGUAAAUUUUUCUUACAACCCUUACAGGAAGAACUAUCACUCUUACUUGUGAUUCAUAGGAUAAUAUUGAAAGUGUUAAAAUAAAAAUAUAAGAUACUGAAGGGAUUCCUUAUAAUCAAUAGAGAAUUCUUUUUGGAUAAUGUGAAUUAAAGGAUAAUCAAACUCUCUCAUAGUAUGGAAUCACAAAUAAUUCAUUUUUGAAUUUAUUAUUAAGAUUAAAAGGAGGAGGUUAACUAUUUGUGAAAACAAUGUCAGGCAGAACUAUUACAAUAACAGCAGAAUACGAAAUAACAAUUAAAGAUUUUAAAUAUUUGGUUUAUGAAAAAACUGGAAUACCACCUUAAUAAUAAAGAUUGAUAUUUGCAGGUAAGGUCUUAGAGGAUUAGCUUAGAUUGAAUGAUUAUAAUAUACAAAAAGAAUCAACAGUUCAUAUGGCAGAAAGGUUAAAAGGGGGCUAUUCAACAUCUAAUUGA